This is a messenger RNA of Elaeis guineensis (African oil palm), 1720 nucleotides long. NCBI's taxonomy places the organism in Eukaryota, Viridiplantae, Streptophyta, Magnoliopsida, Arecales, Arecaceae. The record is from RefSeq and is a predicted model, not a curated record.
CCCAGCCAAGAAAGCCUUCCACUUCACAAGAGAUCUGAGCGAAGGAAAAGAAAGAACGCCACGAGCCCUUGGAAAAAACCUAAUUUGUCUGCCCUUGUUCUUCGAAUCGUAUCGCGUCAAGGAGGGAUUGUGAGGAGGUUUUGAUCUCUUCGGUUUGUGAGAAUUCGAUUGGUGGCAGUUUGGAAGGGGGAUUGAAGAAGAGAUGGUGGCAGGAACGGAGGUUAUUCAUCAGAGCAUCCCGGUGCUGGACGUGCAGUACGGGUGUAUCACCAAGGGAAUCGAUGAGAUAGUCGACAUCUCUGCCGCGACGGCGGUGGCGUUGGCGGUGGUGUCGCCGUCCUCCUCGCCGGAGUGUUGCCAGGUGGCGGGGGGGCCAGAUGCGGUGGCGGUGGAUGUCGCAGCCUCCGAGCUGGAUUUGAGGACUUCAGAUGCCAUUCCAAAUGUGUCUGUGGAACCUCUUCAGUUUGUCCCAAGUAUUCGUUCUGGUAGCUUUGCCGACAUUGGGCCUCGAAGGUACAUGGAGGAUGAGCACAUCCGCAUUGAUGAUCUUUCAGCACAUCUGGGAUCUUUGCUUAGGUGCCCUAUACCUAGCGCCUUCUAUGGGGUGUUUGAUGGUCAUGGAGGUCCGGAUGCAGCAGCCUACAUCAAAAGGCAUGCAAUUAGGUUCAUGUUUGAAGAUACUGAGUUCCCACAAGCAUCAGAACCUGAUAAGGUUUUCCUGGACUCGGUAGAGAAUUCUAUUCGAAAGGCAUUCCUCCUUGCAGACCUUGCUUUGGCUGAUGACUGCACCAUCAGCAGUUCCUCUGGGACUACUGCACUGACAGCAUUGGUGUUCGGAAGGCUUCUCUUGGUUGCCAAUGCUGGUGAUUGCCGAGCUGUCCUAUGUCGGAAGGGCAAAGCAGUGGAGAUGUCUCAAGACCAUAGACCACACUAUGCUGCUGAGCGUCAAAGGGUUGAAGAAUCUGGAGGCUUCAUUGAUGAUGGAUAUCUCAAUGGAGUCCUCUCAGUCACCAGAGCCUUGGGGGACUGGGACGUGAAGAUGCCCCGAGGCUCUCCCUCACCCCUCAUCUCGGAACCUGAGUUUACACAGGCUAUGUUGACGGAGGAUGAUGAGUUUCUAAUCAUUGGCUGUGAUGGAAUAUGGGAUGUGAUGUCAAACGAGCAUGCAGUCGGCAUCGUGCGCAGGGGCUUACGGCGGCAUGAUGAUCCCGAGCGAUGUGCAAGGGAGCUCGUCAUGGAAGCCCUGAGGCUCAACACAUUUGACAACCUCACAGUGAUCGUUGUCUGCUUCUCUCCUGAGGACAGGAGCUCUCCACCAUCACCUCGCUCUCAGGACCUACAGCAGCAGCCGCCGAGGUUGAGGUGCUGCAAGAGCCUGUCGGCAGAGGCCCUCUGUAAUCUGAGAAGCUGGCUGGACAAUGAUGGAGGUGGCAACUGAGAGCAAAAGGAGGGGAGGGAGGUUUAUGUAUACAAGUAGAGAUGAUGAUGAUGAAAAAUCAUUAACUUAACUUUUUUUUUUGCUUUGUGGCUGCUGCUUUAGGGGAGGUCACAGAGCGGCCAGCAGUUUUGUAGGGGUUUUUGUUAUAUUGUCCUUGGUGGGGAUGGCUGUCGGCUAUGUACAUAAUUUUAGGGUUGGAUGAGUCGGAAUUGGUGUAUAAUUACGAUAUCAUUGUUUCGUGCUGAUUUAUUAGUUGCAUAUGACUAAAAUGGCUAUCACAAA